Messenger RNA from Pyrus x bretschneideri (Chinese white pear), 693 nucleotides. RefSeq names its product cytochrome c oxidase assembly protein COX19. NCBI's taxonomy places the organism in Eukaryota, Viridiplantae, Streptophyta, Magnoliopsida, Rosales, Rosaceae. The transcript is spliced from 4 exons. Bases 142 to 438 code for a protein of 98 amino acids. The record is from RefSeq and is a predicted model, not a curated record.
AUCUCUAGACGCUAGCACGACCAAAGAGAGAGUGGUUGAUUGGGUUCGUAUGAGAAAUGGUUCAAAAUCCAUCUCUGUUUGCGUAGCAUCCCUUUUCGACUCUACCACCAAGAUUGGAUUUUUCACCCUCCAGCUUUCACAAUGAGUGCAGGUGGUGCUUUUGGUGGUAAUAGAGGGUUGAGCCCGGUUCCUCCGGAGAAAGGUGUCUUCCCUUUGGAUCAUAUGCAUUUGUGUGACCUGGAGAAAAAAGAAUACCUCAGUUGCCUCAAAACUUCAGGCCACCAAUCUGAAAAAUGUAGGCUCUUCUCUAAAAAGUACCUGGAAUGCCGAAUGGAAAAGAACUUGAUGGCAAAACAAGACAUGUCAGAACUUGGAUUUGUUAAGGAAGGUAACUCGGACGCUUCUGGAGAGAAGGUUUCCGAGCGGAUUGCUAAUUAGAUCGGAUGAUAACUUUUGAGACUAUAGUAGUUGGGAGAGUUUUACUGAUAGGGCUAAUACGAUCGACACUGAAUUUUGUUCGUGGAAGAGCUACUUGUAAAGGAUCGAAAAACAUUAGUGUUUUGGUUUCUUCAAAAGAUGUUAAUGAUUGUUUACCCUAGCCUUGCAGUCGGGUUUCCCAAAAAAAAUGGUGAAGGGGAAAGACUUCUGUGCGACGAGCAUAUCAUUUCAAGUCAAUCAUGCAGUGUUCAUAGA